Adineta steineri is the source of this 387-nucleotide messenger RNA. Lineage: Eukaryota; Metazoa; Rotifera; Eurotatoria; Adinetida; Adinetidae. The record is from the annotation of a GenBank genome assembly.
AUGAGCCAUACACACGGUACUUUAGAAGUAACUAUCGUUGAAGGUCGUCAUUUAAAAGAUGAAGAUAUUGUUGGAAAAAAUGAUGCCUAUGUUGAACUUUAUGUGGAUAAACAUUAUAAACAGCGAACAACAACAACUGCUCAAAAUUCUAAUAAUCCAACAUGGAAUGAAAAAUUUACUUUUCAUUUACAAAAACAUGAUGAUGAUUUACAUUUACAUGUAUACGAUGAUGAUGUUGUCGGAAGAGAUUCUGUUGGUUCAGCAAAGAUUGAUUUAAAAAAACAUGUCUUUGGUAAAGGUCGUUAUGAUGACUGGGUUAAAUUACCAGCCAUGUUAGGUCUUCGUUCCAAAGGUGAAAUUCAUGUCAUCAUUGAGCAUCAUCCGUAA